AUGGACCCUUGGAGUUGCACAAAUCAAACGGAUUUUUUGUGGUCUAAUUCUACAUCAAGGUCUACGUAUCAACUUGGUUUACCACACGGUGAUAAAUCCGAAGGUCCGAAUGGAUUUGAAGACAAUUUUAAACCACUCGUAAGUGACACACUACCCGAUUCCCAGGCAUACCUUGCAGGUUUAGAGACAAAACUAGCAAAACUCAAGUCAGAUCCGAACGUUCUCCAACAACUUGCUGAGAAACGUGAAGCCUGCUUGCGACAACUUCUGCUUACCAACUCCGAAUCUGACACCGACAUCUCCCUGGACACGCCGAUUGAACCGUCGCCGAUCUUGCGUACGAUUGCACCAUCGAAACAGGCACUAACGGAAGGUGAACUCGUCACCUUAAUUCAAUACGACCAGUUGGUUAACGGGGAACAACAAUCAAAACCAAACACUGACUAG
Messenger RNA from Photinus pyralis (common eastern firefly), 447 nucleotides. RefSeq lists its product as uncharacterized. The transcript has 2 exons. The coding region runs from base 1 to 447 and encodes 148 amino acids. The record is from RefSeq and is a predicted model, not a curated record. Gene Ontology annotation, biological process: cilium organization. Lineage: Eukaryota; Metazoa; Arthropoda; Insecta; Coleoptera; Lampyridae.